This is a messenger RNA of Populus trichocarpa (black cottonwood), 894 nucleotides long. RefSeq lists its product as uncharacterized. Gene Ontology annotation, cellular component: nucleus; cytoplasm; TRAPP complex. The record is from RefSeq and is a predicted model, not a curated record. Gene Ontology annotation, biological process: endoplasmic reticulum to Golgi vesicle-mediated transport. The transcript has 6 exons. Lineage: Eukaryota; Viridiplantae; Streptophyta; Magnoliopsida; Malpighiales; Salicaceae. The coding region runs from base 153 to 560 and encodes 135 amino acids.
GUUAUAUACAAACUGAAUGUUUGGGCUUGGCCCAAGUCCAAUAUCAGGAGACGAGAACAUAAACAGACUUGAGAAGCAGGAAGCUCUCUUCUUUUACUCAUGGUGCAGAGACUUCACCAGUGAAAUCAAGGUAUAAAAAGGGUAGUUGAAGGAUGGCAACCACAGCUUGUUUUAUAAUUGUGAGCAGGGAUGAUAUCCCUAUAUAUGAAGCUGAAGUUGGAUCUGCUACUAAAAGGGAAGAUGCUGCACAGAUGCAUCAAUUCAUAUUGCACGCAGCUUUGGAUAUUGUUCAGGAUCUUGCAUGGACCACCAGUGCGAUGUAUUUGAAAGCAAUUGACAGGUUCAAUGAUUUGGUGGUAUCAGUUUAUGUUACAGCAGGUCAUACAAGACUCAUGCUACUUCAUGACUCUCGCAAUGAUGAUGGAAUCAAGAGCUUUUUCCAGGAGGUUCAUGAGCUGUAUAUAAAGAUUCUUCUCAACCCCCUCUAUUUGCCUGGUUCCCGCAUUGCAUCUUCGCAUUUUGACACCAAAGUCCGUGCUCUUGCAAGAAAAUACCUUUAGCGGUGGUCGUUUAUACUAGUCUGAGAGCUAUUGGGGUGAUGGAAUGAACUUAGAAAGUACCACCAUCCUUUUUCUUGUCUCGGCCAUUGAGUAUUUUAAAGGCUUCCCCUGAGUUUCAUUCAUGAUGGUAAAGAUUAGUGGCUGUGUGCAAUUUACUUAAUGUUGCAUCGGAUGCCUCAAUGGAUGCAUAAAACACAAGCAGCAACUAAAACGCGUUGAUUAUUUUUGUGACAAUGUGUUUCACUCAAAUUCUUAAUGUUGGCAGUUGAGACACGGUGAUUAAAUGAUGUAUUCUUUUUUUCUUUUAAUAUAGAAUCUAAUCAUGCAUUUGUAU